AUGGCACCCGCUACUCCUUUCCAUCCACCUGCUGCCGACCUACCUGGCAAACCCUUUGUGCCAGAUUGGGUUCCACCUCCCAUCACAAAGCAGAAUGAGAACUUUGCAAAGCUCAAAUCUAUUGACUUAUCUUUGCUCGACUCAGACGAUCCAACUGUCGUUGAUAACCUCAUCCAACAGGUCAAGGUUGCUAUUCGCGAUGACGGGUUCCUCUUCCUUGAAAACUAUGGCAUUACAUUGGAACAGCUCCACCGACAGUUUGCUCUUGCGCAGUACCUAUACAACAACAUUAGUGAGGACGAUAAAGAACGACUUCUCUUCAGUCCUGAGACAGGUGUGUGGUCUGGCUACAAGCAUCCGUAUGGAUUCAAGCGUCACCGUGGACCCCCUGAUGGCAUCGAGCAAUUCAAUUGGUACAAGCCUGACUGGGAAGAUAUCAACCGUAUCCCAAAUUGUCUGCAUCCCUUCAUGGACGAAAUCGAAGCGUUUUGUAAUUACCUUACCCAGUCCGUCAAUCGACGGCUCCUCACCGUCUUCUCGCGCGUUUUAGAGCUGCCCGACGACUACCUCUGGGAAAAUGUACAAUCACAUGGCAGCCCAACUGGUGAAGGAUACUUCCGCCAUGCGCUCUUUCGACCUGUAAGGAAAGAAACCGAAGAGGCAUCAAAGGGCCUGCGUAUGCACGGCCAUACUGACUUCGGCUUGACCACGUUGUUAUUUUCCGUUCCCAUCUCGUGCCUUCAAAUCUGGGGCCGCGACGAGAAAUGGUACUACGUUCCUUACAAGCCUGGCGCUCUCGUAAUCAAUAUCGGCGACACCUUGGAGAUUGUCUCCGGCGGUCACUUUAAGGCCACACGCCACCGCGUAUUCAAGCCCCCGGUGGACCAACUACACGAAGAGCGUCUUUCUCUGGUGCUCUUUAACAGCUCCGUCGGCGAUUUGCGCAUGACUCCUGCAAAAGAAUCACCACUUAUUCAGCGAGAGGGCUGCAUUGAAGAGCAAGGCGUUUACAAGGAAUUUAGGGAUCGCACAUCAGAAGGCAAGCUUGUACCCACGAAUCGCGAGUGGCGCGAGAUCCAGAUCUCCACGGCGACCGACCCAACAGAUCGGGAGCACAACCGAGUUGGGGUUCAUCAAGUGCUAGUCGACGGGAAAAUCAUGCAUCAACGAGAAUACAUGGGAGUCAAAGUCCUCCUGCCUGUCUAA
Molecule: messenger RNA, 1206 nt
Organism: Trichoderma asperellum CBS 433.97
Lineage: Eukaryota; Fungi; Ascomycota; Sordariomycetes; Hypocreales; Hypocreaceae
Molecular function (GO): 2-oxoglutarate-dependent dioxygenase activity
Source: RefSeq, a predicted model, not a curated record